AGUUAUAUCACAAAAUUGAACAUUAUAAAAUGUCUCACGUGUCCCCCAGAACAACAAAUGCAAAACGGUUUAUGUAAGUGUUUAUAUACAUUAUUAGGAACUAAUUGUGUAUUAAAUCAUUGCGUUUUAUAUGAAAAUGGAAUAUGUCGACAAUGUACAGACAAGUACUUUUAUGAUGAAAUAACCAAAACAUGCAAUUCAUGUGGUAUUAAUUGUAACAAGUGUGUAAAUAGCACUUAUUGUUAUAAUUGUUUUUUCAACAAUUUAAUUAUUAAUAAUGGAGUUUGUGUGAAUUCGAAUUGUCUACUUUCCAACAGUGGGAGGUGUGUAAAAUGCGACAAAGGAUAUUAUAUUUCAAAUGGAAAUUGUGUUGUUUGUGACAUUCGUAAUUGUGAUUAUUGUUCGACUCAAACGAAAUGUUCGAUGUGCCAUGUUGGGUAUUAUUGGGACGGGUUUUCUUGUGUGAACAACAAAGGAUUUGUCAACACAAAUAACAAACUGAUAUAUUGCACAUCAGUUACAGACUAUUUGAGUGAUGGUAAAUGCAAUAAUUGUACUUCAGACAUUUACAAUUGUGAAAUGUGUAUGGAUGGAAAGUGUAUUAAAUGUCUUGAUAAUACCAUAUAUUCCAAUGGAGAGUGUGUAAUAGAAUCGUCUUGUAAUUCUAUAACAAACAGUUUAUGUCUUUGUAACUCAGAAUCGAUAUAUAAUGGGAAUGCUUGUAUUUCGAAAAGAGAAAAUUGUUCAUAUGAUAGAUUAAGUGGGUGCGAUGAAUGCAUUGAAGACCAUCAUCUUGUAUCUAACACGUGUACACCACAAGUUGAACCAAAUUGCUCUUUUCAAAUGUCAUCCACUUGCAUUUCCUGUGAUUUUGGAAUGUAUUUAGAAGAUGGUGGCAACUGUGCUGAGUGUCCAAUAGAGUGCACAUCGUGUAUAUCUAAUUCUAAGUGUAUCUCAUGUACAAAUGAUAAAUACUUACAAGAUCACACAUGUAUUUCCAGUGACGAAUUGAGUAAAGUGUGUGACAAACCUUUACUAACAGGGUCCGGGUGUGCAAUCUGUAAGAGUGGAUAUUAUAGAAGUGGUAAUGGCUGUAAUGUGUGUAACACUGGGUGUGCCACAUGUACUAAUAAUAUUAAGUGUACUACAUGUCAAAGUGAUUAUUUCAUGACUUAUGAUGAAGGAGUCUGCAAGUUAAAAAACAGUACAGUUGGAUGUGUUGAUAUUAACACUGUUUUAGGAUGCAUUUCAUGCACUUCUGGCUAUUAUUUAUAUCACAAAGAUUGUGCACCUUGCUCUGAAAAUUGUAAUCAAUGUACUUCACAAACAACAUGCCAGAUAUGUGAGUCUGAUUUCGUUUUGGUAAAUUCAAAGUGUACAUCAUUAGAAUUAGUCAAAGACUGUGUUAAAGUAUCUGAAUCCAAAUGCUCCAAAUGUACAUUUUGGCGCUCUCCAAGUAUUGAUGGAUCAUCUUGUGUUACAAAGGCGGUUUGGUGGGUGAUAUUUAUAAUAGUGUUGAUAGUUAUUUUACUAUUUAUUAUAUUACUUAUAGUAAUUGUAGUCAUCACUAAAAUGAUUCUUGACAAAUUACACAAAAAAGAAGUUGAGAAGACCACAACAAUUUUUGAAAUGAAAAAAUCGAAUAUCCACUUUGAAACCCUUCAAGGCGGCAUUUGUGUGUCCUCAAAAACAGUUGAUUUUAACUCUGAGAAUGAUGAAAUUCCAGUCAACACAGAAAGUCGUGAAGUUUUCUGUGUUGGAAAUUUGAAUGAAAAUGUUGUCAAAAUUCAAUUCACUUUAAUGUCAAACGUCGACAAAUUUACUCUUCGAGUGUCGCCCGAGUUGAUUUCACUCAAGAAAGGCUUUGCGUGUGAAUUUUCGAUGUAUUUGACGCCAUUGUGUACUUGUCAAAUUAUUAGUUCCAUUCAAAUUGUUGCCAAAAACUUGAAAACAAACGACGAAAAGUUCAAUGCAAUCAAAGUUAUUGGUGUCACUGAAAAAUCGACGCGAAUUGAUUACGACGAGUUAAAAGAAGAUAAGAAACUUGGUGAAGGCUCUUUUGGAGUUGUUUACAAAGGAACUUUCAGAGGAAAUAUUGUUGCAAUCAAAAAGAUGAAGAAUUUUUCAAAUGAUGAUAAUUCGAUUGAGGAGUUUACUAAUGAAGUUAACAUGUUGAACAAAUUUCGCAGUGAUUUUAUUGUCCAUUUCUAUGGCGCUGUUUUUAUUCCAAGUAAAGUAUGUUUAGUCACCGAAUUUGCACAAUUUGGGAGUUUAAAGGAUUUGAUGCAACAUAAAAAGAGCGAAGAAGAAUGUAUUAAUAUGCGAAUUAAAAUGUUAGUAGACUCUUCAAAAGGAAUAGCAUAUUUACAUGAAAAUGGGAUCUUACAUAGAGAUAUCAAGCCAGAUAAUAUCUUAGUUGUUUCAAUUGAUUUGAAUGAUAGUGUGAACGCAAAAUUGACAGAUUUUGGGAGUUCAAGAAAUAUCAAUUUACUGAUGACGAACAUGACAUUCACCAAAGGAAUUGGAACACCUAUUUAUAUGGCGCCUGAAAUGCUGAGAAGAGAAAAAUAUAAGAAGAGUGCUGAUGUAUAUUCAUUUGGAGUGACGAUGUAUGAAGUAGUUGGGUGGAAAGAACCAUUCAACAAAGAACAGUUCAAAUAUAGUUGGGACAUCGUUGAUUUCGUUGUGGCUGGUAAACGUUUGGAAAAGCCAAUGGAUAUGAGAGAUGAUAUAUUUAUUGUGAUUCAAGAAGCUUGGUGUGAUGAUAAAAACAAAAGGAGAAGUAUUAAUAACAUUCAAAAAAGUCUAGAAACUAUAUUAAACGUGUUAUAA
Molecule: messenger RNA, 2832 nt
Organism: Entamoeba invadens IP1
Lineage: Eukaryota; Evosea; Mastigamoebida; Endamoebidae
Product: protein kinase, putative
Exons: 1
Biological process (GO): protein phosphorylation
Molecular function (GO): ATP binding; protein kinase activity
Source: RefSeq, a predicted model, not a curated record